CCCAGAGCUUCCUCCCCUCCUAACUGCACCCCAGGGACCCGCAGGUGUUGCUUCCCUCCAGGCCUGAGCUGGCCCAGCCAGGCCCCUGACCCCACUGGGACCCUCCCCAGAAAGCUGGUGUUUUCUGUGUCCUGAGUUGCAGCCCCCGCAUCUGGCCUGGGCAGGGGGCUGCCCUUGGUGGGCUGGGGGGCCGGCAGGAGCUUAAGCUGACACAGCUGCAGGGAGGUCGACCUGCAUGCCGAGCGCCGCCUCUGCGCCAUGGACGGCGACCAGCCCAGUCUGGAGCCCGCCGCCGCGGGCCCCAGCAUCCCCGGCCCGAGCGUGAUCGCGCCGCUGCGCGCCGUGGUCCGCCUGCGUCGCCGCGUGUGCCUCCUGCGCAAGCGGCGCCUCCUGCCGCCAGGCACCGGGCCGGCCUCCGGGGCUGGAGCGCCCAGACCCGGCUGCAGCUCCGGGGCGCCGCACGCUGACCUGGACCAGCCGCAGUUCUUCACCUUCGACGGCCCGGCGGAGCUGCAGUCCAGGACGCCGCGCAAGAGGCGCCGGCGCAGCCGUGUGGUGCUCUACCCCGAGACCUCGCGCAAGUGCCGGCCUCACGCGGAGCGCCGGAGCCGCGCGCAGCGCUGCCUGUUGCUGCUUGUGGCCAUUGUGGGCUUCCAGGUGCUCAACGCCAUCGAGAACCUGGACGAUAACGCGCAGCGCUACGACCUCGACGGGCUGGAGAAGGCGCUGCAGCGCGCCGUGUUCGGUCAGCCGGGUGCUGUGGGGCGCAUCGUGGCGCUGCUGCGGGACUACCUGGCCACGCACGUGCACAGCCGCCCGCUCCUCCUGGCGCUGCACGGGCCCAGCGGCGUGGGCAAGAGCCACGUGGGCCGCCUGCUGGCACGCCACUUCCGCGCUGUCCUCGAGGACGGCGCGCUGGUGCUGCAGUACCACGCGCGGCACCACUGCCCCGAGCCGCGUGCUGCGCAGGACUGCCGUGAGGAGCUGGCCGGGCUCGUGAACGACGUGGUGGCGCGGGCCGAGGUGGAGGAGAAGACCCCGCUCGUGGUGCUGGAUGAGGCGGAGCUCCUGCCGCUGGCGCUGCUGGACGAGCUGCAUAGCUUCCUGCAGCCGCAGCGUGCCCACCACUUCCGCAACGCCAUUUAUGUGCUCCUCAGCAGUGCAGGCGGCUCGGAAAUUACGCGCUUCGUGCUGCAGAACGCAUCCCGCGUGCUGCCCCAGCGCUCCAACGGCGCCCACGGUGCCCACGGUGACCGGGAUGGGGCGGCAGCGGUGCAGGCCGAGGAGGAGCUGCGCGCGGGCCUGCGGGCGCUCCUGGUCCGCGAGCACCCGCUGUGGCAGGCGGCGGCCAUCGUGCCCUUCCUGCUGCUGGACAAGCGGGAUGUGGUCAACUGCUUCCGGGACGAGAUGGCCGGGGAGGGCUUCUUCCCAGAGCCGGCCCGCGCUGAGCUCCUGGCGGCGCAGCUCAGUUACUACCGCGUCGCUGGCCGUGAGUUCGCCGUCACUGGCUGCAAGCAGGUGGUGGCCAGGGUGAAUCUCUUGUAGCACAGGCGCAGCUGGACAUGAUGGCCGCUAGUAGGUACCGUGGGACUUUUGGGGUUGUUGGUGGCAGUAGGAGGGAGGGGACCCUGUGGAUUUGCCUGAGGCCUUUAAUAAAUCUGUCUCCAGCCCCCACUGCCCUCCCCGACCCGUGGUUCACCCUGGAACCUAAGGAGGCUGGUGGGGGUGGGUCAGUUCUGUGGCCCCCCCUUCCAAGAACAAUUCCCCCAUUCCAGCCCCCAGUCUGCCACCUCCCAAUCCUCAGUUCAGCCUGCAUUCCUGAGCACCUGCUGUGUGCACCUCAUUGCAGGCGUCCCAGGAGGCAGGCAGUCCAGUCUCCACGGUACAGAGGAGGGAUGGCCUCAGAGAAAGUGCGUGGCUCCCAGAGUCACAUAGUUGGUCCCCUGCACUGGAUAUGACCUCAGCUCUGUGGGGCGCCUGCAGCAGCCAUCAGUGACACUCACACACACUCCCGUCCAGUCCAGCCCUUGCUCCCCUGCCCACCCCCUGGGCCCCGCAAUCCUGGAUGCUCCUCCGGCCAGGAGAAUCGUGCGGACUCCCUGGAUUUCUCCUGGACUCCGGCGCCCAGUAGCUCCCUGGAAGGCGGGAUGGGUGGGAAUCUCCACAGAAUGAGCUGAUCCAGUGGAAUCCCCCGAAUGCUCUGGAAGGUGGGGAGAGCUCUCUCAGGGUGACAGGGGCGCUGACUUCUCAGACCCCCCUGCCCUGGUCACCAGCUUGCUUCAGGACGCCGAACCAGGGUAGGCCUCAAGGUAGAGAGAUCCCUUAGACUCAACUGCAGAGGUUUUCAGGUUUUCGGUCCCACAUUGCUUUUCAGGCGCUGUGGGCGCCUUUUGCGCGUGUCUCCCUGAGGGCGGUGGUCGCGUCCACGUGGACCCCACUUCUCGCAGCCGCGCUUCCCUCGAGACCUGGGGUGGCCUCCUUGCUGCGGCUCGGCGGCGCCGCGUGGUCGCGGGGACACGUGCACAGACGCCGACGACGCUGACCACCGCUACUGCCAACGGGGGACUCGGGGAGCAGAGGCGAAGCUCUGGUUGAGCCGGCGCGGGGCUGUGCGCGCCCACCACCCGCGGCACAGCUCAGCACGCCCCCGGCGCCCCGCAGACCCCGGCACCAGCGCAGGCCGGCUCGCUGGGGCUCCCUCGUGGGGGGGCACCCCCGCGCCAUCCCCUCUCGUCCUGGCGGUCGGCGGCGGCCCUGGGCCGAGGUCUGCCGGAAAGAGAGGGAAGCAGCACGGGGGGAAGCACGGGGACCGGGGCCCAGGUGGGAAGGGCGGAAGAACUCCCCGAGAACCCGCCGGGGCGGGGGGUGGGCACAGGAGGAGGAGAGGUGCACGCGACCUUGGGAAGCUUUGCUCCCCCAGGGGGUUGGGAGGCAUGGCCAGCUCUGUCCACUGACCGCACUUGCAGCUGGGGACAGGAGCCCCAGUCUCUGAGGCCGAGUAGGUGCCAGAGGGGCCCGUGUCCAGUUCGGAGACCCCCGGCGUGGCCCCUGCGUCUGGGUGUGGGCGACAGCCGCGGCGUACUGACGUCUUACACUUCUCUUGGGACUUUGUCUUUUGCCUUUUCAUGCGUUUUUAUAUCUUGCUUUAUUUUUAUUUUUUGGUAGUGGUCCCCCUCAGGGUCCCAUCUGCCUCCUUGAUAGGUUGGCAGUUAUACCGCCAACCGAGGACUUACACCCUCACUUGGGCAGCGACCCGACUUGUGGUCCUCGGAGGGCCAGCCCACCCUCUCCACGCUCAGGGCCGUCUCACCGCCUACUUAAACUCCGUCCUUUUAUCCGACUCCACAUAUCAGACAUUAUAGUUCAUUUUUAUUGAUUUUUAAAUUUUAUUUUAUUGAUAUAUUCAUCAACUAGUUCUCUCUUUUCCCGAGGCUCUGUAAUUUCCAUUCUGCUAGAAACUGGGUUCCAAGGUUCUCUCUGUGCAGGUGGGACAGUUUCCCGGCUGUGGGUCAGUUUGUUUUCCCUGGGUCAAGACAGCCUUCUUGAAAAGUUACUUGGCUCUUCUGGGGCUUUUUUCCUUAGAACUUGGUUUUGUCAAAAUCUUUUCUUCUUCUUUUUUUUUUUUUUUUUUUUUUUAAGCAGGCUCCAUACCCAACGUGGAGCCCAAUACAGGGCUUGAACUCAUGACCUUGAGAUCAGGACCUGAACCAAGAUCAAGAGCUUAACUGUCUAAGCCACCCAGGCACCCCUGGUUUUGUCAAAGUCUUUGGAAAACCUUUUAGGAUCUGAACUGGAACCGCACUGAUCCACAGGACAGUGUGGGGAGUGUGACUCGGUCACCCUGUGAUGCGGUUGACGAGACCUGAUUCACGAGUUUGAAUACACCUGUAUAAUGUUCUGCUGACAGGUCUUGCUCACUUUUGUGAGAUUUAUUCCUAAAAACCAAAUAAUGUUUGGUUGGUGUUGUAAAAGGUUAAUGUUGUCUAAUAUAACAUACAUCUAGAAAAGUGGAUAAAGCAAAAUAUAUAGUCAAACUUUUAUCACAAAGCAAGCACCCAUCCAGGUCAGGAAACGGCAUGGCCAGGCUCCUAGAAACUCUCCACGCCCCUCCUCCCCGGCCCCUCCUCCCCUCCCCAGGCGAUGACCAGCCAACUUUCCACCAAAGUACAGCCUUGUGGCCUUCAUACUUCAGCCACCUAACUUCACAACUCUAACCAGUCUGGUUUAGUUUGUUUUUCAUGUUGUAGCUUUCCUGUUUGCUUAAUUCAAAACAAAACAAAACAACAGAACACCUUGAUUGAAGUAUCAUUUAUAUACCACAAAAUCGACUUAAAAGAGUGGAUGAUUUAAAGAUUUUUAGUAAAUUUGCAGCCUUCUGCAGAUAUUGCCACAAUUCAGGCUUAGGAUCUUUCCAUGACCCCAGAAAGAUCCAUCCUGCUUAUUUUCAGUGAAUACCUGUUUUCCCCCCUCCCUCAGACAACCACUCAUUCUGUCUCCCGAGGUUUGCCUUUUCUAAAAGUUUCUUGUAUACAUGGACUCUUUUUAGCUUUAUGUGUCUGACUUCCUUCCCUUAGCAUACGGCUUUUGGGGUUUGCCCAAGCCAUAGGGCAUCGUUUCUAGGAGUUUCUAGGAGCCUGGCCAUGCCCUGUUUGCUGAUGUGGAUGAGUGCUUUCCUUUCUGCUGCUGAUGAGUGUUCCAUUCCGUGGACCAGACUCGUUCCAUGGCAGAUGCAUCCCAUGUACAUUUGGGUUGUUCGCAUUUGUUGGCUGUUACAAAUAAAUUGUGCAAGGAACAUUUGCUCCAAAUUGUGUGCGCAUACAUUUUCCUUUACCUGGAAUAAAUACCAAAGAGUAGAAAUGCUGAUUCACAUGAAGAACAUUUUGUGUGAUUUUUUUUUUAAAUUUAUUUAUUUGAGAGAGAGAGAAUGAGAGAUAGAGAGCACGAGAGGGAAGAGGGUCAGAGGG
Molecule: messenger RNA, 4964 nt
Organism: Zalophus californianus (California sea lion)
Lineage: Eukaryota; Metazoa; Chordata; Mammalia; Carnivora; Otariidae
Gene: TOR4A
Product: torsin family 4 member A
Exons: 2
Coding region: 259-1545 (428 amino acids)
Cellular component (GO): endoplasmic reticulum lumen; nuclear envelope
Molecular function (GO): ATP hydrolysis activity; ATP binding
Source: RefSeq, a predicted model, not a curated record